Molecule: messenger RNA, 1141 nt
Organism: Syzygium oleosum
Lineage: Eukaryota; Viridiplantae; Streptophyta; Magnoliopsida; Myrtales; Myrtaceae
Exons: 2
Coding region: 1-894 (297 amino acids)
Source: RefSeq, a predicted model, not a curated record
AUGGCAUCUCAAAAAGAGACAUUUGUGGCAAAGUGGACUGAGCCUUUAACCAAUUUGCUUGUAAGCUUAAUGGUUGAAAAGGUAAAAAGAGGAAAUCGCACCACUACUACCUACAACAAAGUAGGAUGGAAUAACAUAGUUACCGAGUUCAAUAAACAAACAACACUCCAGUUUACUGUAGUUCAGUUGAAGAACAGGACAAACAAAUUGAGGAGACAGUAUGGGAGUUAUAAGAAGCUUCUUUCACAAUCUGGAUUUGGAUGGGAUCAUGUUAACAAAACGGUUAUUGUGGAGGAUCCAAGUGUAUGGGAUGAUCACAUCAAGGAUAACAUCGAAUGGGCUAAAUUCCGAAAGGAUGGGUUUCCUCAAUAUCCCGAUCUGUGUAUCGUGUUUGGCGAUACAUAUGCUACUGGGGAUUACGCAGUAGGAAAUGCAGAAUACUUGGUGGUGUCGGAGGGGGAAGACGAUGGUAGUGGUGGUGACAAUGGUGGUGGUGCUUUGGUAGGUGAUCCAAACGAACUUAGUGAUGGAGUCUUCACACCUGACGUGAGUGCCACGCAAGUUCGUGAGAAUCACAAGUUGGAUAGGACUCCAAAUUCCAAGAGGAGGAGAAAGAGUAGCACAUAUGAUAUUGCUGGCACCUGCAAAGCCAUUCAAGAUAUGAUCAAGUCCAAGGCGAGUCAAUCAACAAGUGGCUCCAUCACCUCACAUGUCCCCCCACCCGAGAACCCCUACUCCAUGGGAGCCGUGGUUGCCAUCUUAAAUGACAUGCUUGACUUAGAGCAAAGUCUUUACAACAAAGCUAUGAACCAAGCAUGCCUUAGUGCCAACUGGAGAGAGGGUUUCGUCCUAUCUUUACCUGAAAGGAGACGCGGUCUUCUUGAAUCUCUUUGAAUAGAUGUUGAGAACUACGAUGACUUUUUCAUGUUUGCUUUAUUUUCACUUAAUGACUUGUGUCCUUGAGAUACUUUGGUUUGUUUUUAUUUAUGGAACUAUGAUGUCUUUGGUUUGUUUUUAAUUAUGCAACUAUGAUGACGUGGCUAUUGUUAAUUAUGGAACUAUGAUGACGUUGUGACUACUGUUGAUUCCUGACUUAUUUGUUGUGUUUGUGUUCUUCGUGCGAGGGCAUAGGUAAUAUGGA